Molecule: messenger RNA, 388 nt
Organism: Lingula anatina
Lineage: Eukaryota; Metazoa; Brachiopoda; Lingulata; Lingulida; Lingulidae
Product: solute carrier family 49 member 4
Cellular component (GO): intracellular membrane-bounded organelle; membrane
Source: RefSeq, a predicted model, not a curated record
UUGCAGAAAAUACCAAGUGUUUGCCAUCGGCGUCCCAUACGCAUUAACGGGGGUGUAUGGGUCCUGGAUGUCGUUACUAGGAGUUAUUCUUCAAGACAAAGUGUCACAGGAUGAGGCAGCGUAUUUAGGUUUCUGGAGUUCAAUUGCUGGAAUUUUGGUAGCAGUUCUUUUUGCAAGGAUCUCUGAUUUAUUUGCUGGUCACUUAAAGGCCGCAGUCAUCAUACUGCUAUUUGUGUCUGCCGGGUCGUACACUUGGUUUGCUGCUUUGAUAGAAACGUUUGUUUUGCCACUUGUUCCUGGAUGGAUUGGUAAUUACUGUUUUGUUCUUGUUCUUCCUAUUGCAAAUCAUCAUCAUCUUCAUCGCAGUCUGUCACGCCACUGCUUGUAG